AUGAUGUAAUCUCCUGCUGAAUCAUUCUCACAUCCUACCCAGAACAUUUUAUCUUUCUUGAGAAUUUCAUUGUAGGUAUUAAGAGGAAUUUAUCUAGCUCUUGGUCUGUAUUAUUCUGGUAUCUAACUAUGUUAGUUCUUUGUGACAACUGGGUUGUUUUCUUUUAAAUAUUCAAGCAUCAUGUAGAAGGUUAAACUUAAUAUUAAUUACGCAUUUUUUUCUUUUACAUAAUUUUCUUCUAUCUUCAAUGUUUACCAAGGACGAACUAGUCUGUUGCAAACUCCAAAAACGAAAUACAUUUUGUAAAUUCGAGUCUAUCCAAAAUAAAUUAUGGCCAGAAAUCAUCAAUUACAUGACUAUAAUUUUUGA
Tetrahymena thermophila SB210 is the source of this 369-nucleotide messenger RNA. Its product is annotated as transmembrane protein, putative. The transcript has 2 exons. NCBI's taxonomy places the organism in Eukaryota, Ciliophora, Oligohymenophorea, Hymenostomatida, Tetrahymenidae. The record is from RefSeq and is a predicted model, not a curated record.